Molecule: messenger RNA, 951 nt
Organism: Insectozyma verbasci
Lineage: Eukaryota; Fungi; Ascomycota; Pichiomycetes; Serinales; Debaryomycetaceae
Source: the annotation of a GenBank genome assembly
AUGAAUAUUCAACAAAUUAAUGAACUACGAUCAAAACAUGAUAAAAAUGAUUAUAAUCAAUUUAAAUAUAAACAUAAACAUUCAAAUGGUUUACCUACUUUAUAUCAUUUAACUAUCAAUCUUAUCAAAAGAAAUUUAUCUCAAAUUAAUGAUAUUGGUUUAAUACCUUACCAUUUAUUAGAACCAAUUCUUGUUAAAAUGUCAUCAAAACAAUUAAGUUCAUUAGAAGAGAAAUCAAAUCAAUUAAUGCCAUAUAGUGAUAAAAUUUGGAAGUCAUUAAUAUUAAAAGAUUUUCCUAAUCGACCUAUUGAAAUUAAACAAUUAAAUAAGAAAAAAACCAUGCCUUAUAAAUCAUUAUAUUAUAAAUAUGUUAAAGAACGAGAAGAAUAUAGAAAAGAUUCAACAAAGAGAUUGAAAAAAUUAAAUGAUUCAUUAAUGCAAGAAAAAGCAAGAAAUAAAGUAAUUGCAGUUGAUGAUGUAUUAAAAGACCCUACGAUAAAGAAAAGAUUUGAUUAUGGAUCAAAUAGAAAUUAUAGACAUGCAACUUUACCAAAUAAAAAUACAAUAUUGGGGAAAGCAAGAAGAGAAACUCAACUGAGAUCUCUAAUAUUUGGAAGACAAAAAUCUUAUGACCCUUGUGCUGCAUUUAAAAAGAUUUCACAACCUACUCAAAUACAACCACCAAGAAAUCAUAUACAUACAAAAUUUACGUAUCAAAAACCACAACCAAUACCAAAAGCAAGUGAAGUUAAACCAUCAAUUAAAAAACCGACAAAUGAAGUUAAAAAGAUAUCUACUAUACGACCCCAAACAGCUUCACCACCUCCAUCAAUAUUCAUACAGAGAAAACGAACACUACCGAAUAAAUCACCAGAACCUAAAAAGAAAAAAGAGAAAAUUGAUGAAAGUCCAAGUGAGAUAAAACCAUUAAAAUCUUCUAUAUUUAGUUAA